Molecule: messenger RNA, 1215 nt
Organism: Solanum verrucosum
Lineage: Eukaryota; Viridiplantae; Streptophyta; Magnoliopsida; Solanales; Solanaceae
Product: double-stranded RNA-binding protein 4-like
Exons: 5
Coding region: 73-1035 (320 amino acids)
Source: RefSeq, a predicted model, not a curated record
UAUUGUUACAUUUCACUUAGUUGUGCAGGUGCUUCGACAUCAAAGAGUAAGGUGGGGGAUAGACCUCCAAAUAUGGAUGUUUUUCAGCAAAGACAAAAUAACAUUGGACAACUUUCUCAUGUCAAUGGAACUGCAUUGGCUAUUGUGGACACUAAUACCUCUAAAGGCAUGCUUCAUUUGUACAAGAGUCGAUUACAACACUAUGCCCAGAAGCAAAAUCUCACUUUACCCGUGUAUUCUUCUGAACUUGAUGGCCCUCCUCAUGCCCGUUGUUUUAGGUCAAAAGUGACCGUUGACGGGGUAACUUAUGAAACUCAGGAGUUCUUCUCUACAUUGAAGGAAGCUGAACAUGCAGCUGCAAAGGUUGCUUUUGAGUCCUUAGCACUUAAUGACACUCAGGAGGAUGAAGGUUUGUACAAGACACUUCUGCAAGAACUGGCUCAAAAAGAGGCUUUACUUUUUCCAGUUUAUGAUACAGCCAGAACUGGCCCACCUCAUGCACCAGUAUUCCGCUCAAUGGUGGAAGUUGGAGAUGGGACUUUUCAAGGACAAGAAGCUAAAACCAAGAAACAAGCAGAGAUGAAUGCUGCAAAGGUUGCUUACAAUGCCCUUGUGAAACGUGGUCAACUAGAUGAACCUCUUCAUGUCCUUCCAGUCAGUUCAGAAUGUGUUGUUGCUGAUGUUUCACAACUAGUUGUUCAGCAGAAGACCAAAUUGAUAAUUGAAGAACUAAGUUUGCAAAAUGAAGAGGCAAACACAAAUGCAAAAAGACACAGAUGUUCGAAUGCACCCAACACAUAUUCCCUUAUCAGGGAUCAUCGUCCUGAUGCCCCAUUUGUUGCUUCAGAUUCAACUGAUGCAGUUGUUGAGUCUGUUGAUUCUGGUACGUAUGCUGGAACCAGUAUUUUGCCAAGUGAGAAGAUUUUCAUUUUCCCCCGGAAAGCAAACAUGGACCUUCCAAGUGGUGCUUCUGUUUUGCCUUGCAGCAACGAAAAAUGGGUUGCUGCUAGCUUAGAGUUGAAUCGAAAUCACUAACUGCUGAAACCCAACUUUGUAAUGCUGUUUGAUGAAUCUUAUCUUGAUGAUAAAGUUCAAUUCUGAUAAUUUUGUACUGGUACUACAAUAUGUGUAAAAGACAUAUGUGACCUAUAGAUACAAAAAAUUAAUCUAUGCUAUAUUUUUUGAGUAAGUACUAGGUUAUGCUUAUUAAGAAAA